Molecule: messenger RNA, 647 nt
Organism: Populus nigra (black poplar)
Lineage: Eukaryota; Viridiplantae; Streptophyta; Magnoliopsida; Malpighiales; Salicaceae
Product: photosystem II reaction center W protein, chloroplastic-like
Exons: 2
Coding region: 119-523 (134 amino acids)
Biological process (GO): photosynthesis
Cellular component (GO): chloroplast; photosystem II
Source: RefSeq, a predicted model, not a curated record
UGGUUUGGAUACAUAAUAUUAAUUUGUAAAAUCUUGUGGUACACUUUGCUACGACUGCUUUGGUAUCCUUUGCAGCAGUGCUCAGUCCUGACUCAAGCUUCUUCCAAAUUGAAGAAAGAUGGCCACCAUCACUGCUAGCACCACCACUACAUCAUCACUCGUCCGUGCAGCUCUUGUACACAAGCCAUCACUAGGAGUCUCAUGCUCACCUGUUCUUGGCUUGCCAGCAAUGGCAAAGAAGGGGAAAGUGAGCUGUUCCAUGGAGGGAAAGCCCAGCGUGGAGGAAAAAUGCAAGGGAAUGAGUGCAUCUUUGAUGGCAGCUGUGUGUGCUGCAUCCAUGUCAAGCCCAGCCUUGGCUCUGGUGGAUGAGAGAAUGUCCACUGAAGGAACAGGACUUCCCUUUGGAUUGAGUAACAACCUUCUUGUUUGGAUCCUGUUGGGUGUUUUUGCCCUCAUCUGGGCUCUCUACUUUACCUACACAGCCACCCUCGAGGAGGAUGAGGAAUCAGGAUUGUCCCUCUAAAGCCGAACUCGUUUCAUUAUUGACAAGGAAUGUAAAAAUAAUGCAAAACGUUUGGCUUUUUUCUACCUUGUACCAAAACUUUCAUAAUUUAUCUGUGCAAUUUAUGUGUUGUCUUGCUUCUUAA